Owenia fusiformis is the source of this 412-nucleotide messenger RNA. Lineage: Eukaryota; Metazoa; Annelida; Polychaeta; Sabellida; Oweniidae. The record is from the annotation of a GenBank genome assembly.
CUCAAUAAAAACAUCAACCAUUUUACUAUUCAAAAAACAAUCUCUUUUAUGUGACGAUUUUUACAGGAAUAUGAUCAUAAAAACACGAUGCCUUCCAAGAUCUUCAUUGCAAAACAAGAUGCCUUUCAAGAUCUUGUAUCACUACUUACAUCAAGCUUUUUAAACUCAGCUAUAUGCAUAGAAAUUAACUGUAGGGGAAUAACAGUAAUCAAACCCUGCAGACAGUCAACUGUAUGGGGAACCUCAAGGCAUUUAUUGACCAUUGCUUUAGUUUCUUCAUCCCCUGAUUCACAAAGCACUAUGGGGUUUCCCUAUUGUAUUCCAAGGGUAAAAUGUGAUAAAUCAUGUAUGACAAUGAUAGAAUUGCUGAUUUUGGUGGAGAUGGUAAAGAAUUAGAGAGGGAAGUUAAAAA